CGCUGGAGCUGUCGGUGGCAUUAACCUCAGCAGACUAAGAUUCACCAGCACAAAACGAAAAACAGCCAGAGAGAAAAGAGACAUCGAGCACCAGCAGGGUUGAAACUGAAGCACAUCGAGGAGUGAAGAACAGAGGCUGACCAGAGCAGCUCAAGAGCAGUUGUUUCUUGAACAUUGUUCAUCUCCAGUGUGCCUGGACUUGGAGGUUUGAGGAGUUCUUGUCUGGCUUGACUUUGAACGAACUCUUGCUUCUGUGUUGCUCCUGAGACAAAGAGCAGAGACAAUUCUGAGCGGUGCACAGGCUGUCGUCUUCCAGCUGUGUCCACACUUGGUUUUGCAUUUGAUUUAAUCUGUUCUACCAAUGGCUGCUGUGCGUCAGAUGGUUAUGGAGGCCUCUGGCUUCCACGUCCUGCCGGCCCACUUAAUGGCCUCAGCCAUGGAGGAGUUCCCCCAGCAGCUGCCUGUCCCCAAGGGCCCAGCAAAGGGCAAGAGCCGCUCCCGCCGACCUCGUGAGGCUCGCUUCAAAACACAGCCUGUCACCUUUGCUGAGAUUGCAGAGGUAGAAGAAGAGGGUUCCUCACCCCUGGAGGAGGAGAGGGCACGCCGUUCCUUCCUGCAGUCAUUGGAGAACCUGCGACGGAGCACACAGACCCUCCAUUGCCCGCCGGCUGCCCAUCACAGCUGCACCCCCACACCUACACAGGCCAGCCUGGACUCCAGUGACUCCGACUCCACCCAGUGAGGGGUGGUGCAUGCCCAUCGCUCCCCGCUUCACCUUGACGCCGCUUCGAAUGGAGGCCAACUGAACUGAACCAAACUGGCCUGUCUGCCAGACUGCCUGUGUGUGUGUGUGUGUGUGUGUGUGUGUGUGUGUGUGUGUGUGUGUAAGCUGCUGCUGUCAUACGAACGUCUGCAUUUAAUAUAUACUAACAUAUCAACAUACAGUACAUAGCCUGAAGGUGCACAUCUGUAAAGAUCUCUACCCGUGCCACAGGCUGGUGAUACUGCUGUAUAGAUAUGACGAGUGAACAAGUAGCAGAUGACUCUUCAGACGUAUUCCUUUUCUACUGUAGAUGUCUAUGAGGAAAACUUGAAUGAUAAAAGCUGGUUGAGAUUUUUCCAUUUUAAAGUUGUAUAGGUAUUUUUGUUUCAAUCCAGAUUUUUCUACUUGACCAGUCACCAUAGGAAAGACUGUUAAGUUAGCAUUGUAAAUACUUUGACUAAGCAAUGUACUGAGCAUCGCAAGUGACCUGGCCGUCACUGAAGCAGGAGAGUAAAAGCUUUGCCAAGAGUUCAAACUCUUGUUUUCCAGCUUUUCCACAAUGAAUGAAAUCUCUGCUCUUCAUAGAGCAAAAACAAUGCCUUUCUAAAUGUCCUUAUUUAUUCUCUUGUGUUGUUAAUAACUAAGUGGAGUUGUAGAUGUGAUAUUUUAUUGCUCUUUCUGACUUCUAAAGUCCCCUCAACUUUCAAAGAAAAUCAUAACCUUUAUACUUUAUAUUUCGUUACUUUAUACAUACAUGUUACAAUGUUUGUUAUAUGUACUUUAAUAAAUAUUUUCAAGUA
Messenger RNA from Cottoperca gobio, 1563 nucleotides. RefSeq names its product chromosome 6 C11orf96 homolog (gene c6h11orf96). The transcript has a single exon. The coding region runs from base 362 to 742 and encodes 126 amino acids. Lineage: Eukaryota; Metazoa; Chordata; Actinopteri; Perciformes; Bovichtidae. The record is from RefSeq and is a predicted model, not a curated record.